CGCGAGGCGAGCGCGGGAGCCUGGGCGGCGAGCGGGGUGUGAGCUGCCCGAAAAUGCACUCGGAUGCUGCCGCUGUCAAUACCAGUUUUGAAGAAUGUCUGUGGCGUGGAGAGACUCUCAAGGACAGAGUAGAGUGCUGGUGAUGUGCUGAGGGACCUGUGGACAGGACCCGUGUCCAUUUCUGACCUAUGUAGCAGGCCUAGGUGGGGACGGCUGAAGUAAGGCUUGGCAAGUUGGAUGACUUUCAGUUGAACUCUCAUCUCUCAACACUGGCAAAUAUUCAUAAGAUCUACCACACCCUUAAUAAGCUAAAUCUAACAGAAGACGUUGGCCAAGACGAUCACCAAACAGGAAGUCUGCGGUCUUGCAGUUCUUCGGACUGCUUUAGUAAAGUGAUGCCGCCGAGGAAAAAGAGAAGACCUGCCUCUGGAGAUGACUUAUCUGCCAAGAAAAGCAGACACGAUAGCAUGUAUAGAAAAUACGAUUCAACUAGAAUAAAGACCGAAGAAGAAGCCUUUUCAAGUAAGAGGUGCUUAGAAUGGUUCUAUGAAUAUGCAGGUACUGAUGAUGUUGUAGGUCCUGAAGGCAUGGAGAAAUUUUGUGAAGACAUUGGUGUCGAACCAGAAAAUGUAGUUAUGCUUGUCCUAGCUUGGAAAUUGGAUGCACAAAACAUGGGUUAUUUUACUCUACAGGAAUGGUUAAAAGGAAUGACUUCUCUACAAUGUGAUACAACAGAAAAACUCAGAAAUACUUUGGAUUACUUAAGAUCAUUAUUAAAUGAUUCUACAAACUUUAAGCUUAUUUACAGAUAUGCGUUUGACUUUGCACGGGAAAAGGACCAGCGCAGCCUAGACAUAAACACUGCCAAGUGCAUGUUGGGACUGUUAUUAGGAAAAAUCUGGCCCCUUUUUCCAGUUUUUCACCAAUUCUUAGAGCAAUCAAAAUACAAAGUUAUUAACAAAGACCAGUGGUGCAACGUGCUAGAGUUUAGCAGAACAAUUAACCUGGACCUCAGCAACUACGAUGAAGACGGAGCAUGGCCAGUUUUGUUGGACGAGUUUGUGGAGUGGUAUAAAGACAAACAGAUGUCCUAGGACUUCACGCAUAGCAGCGAGAGAGUCACUGUUACCACAGUUAUGUCAACCAUUAGCCAUAAAUUGCUGUUUGUACCCAAGCGCAUGCCGCUUUUCUUGCACUGUCUCCCUUUGGCAGGGCCGUGUUGGUGUUUGCUGUUGAAUGGACCAGCUCUGCUUGCUGUGUAGCAUUGUUCUCUUGGAAGGCUGCUUUGCAGUUUGUAUUUACACUACAGAUUGGUGAAUUUGCCAACGUCCUCACUGUGAUUAUGUGUAUAUUGCUGUUUAAAUUUUGUAUAUGUGUAUAAAAAGAAAAAGCUUCACCUAGAGAUUAUUUCUGCAAAAAUGUAUUGUAAAAUAACUUUUGUGGCAUAUUUCUAGUCCCUUUUUUUCAAAUGAACGGAUUAUACUUUUAUUUGGUCUCAAAUGUAGCAUUUCAGAAAACAAGACAGAACAACCGUUACCAUAUGCAAAUGAAGCCAGAAUAAUUAACCUUCCUGUUUAAGAGGCCAACUUUUAGGAGAGGGGAGUCAUAACUUCUCAGAGGCAUAUGCCAAAUACAAUGUGGUUUACUGAAAUAAUAGCAUUUUUAAAUGAUGAGAGUUAUAAUAAUAGAACUUAGAGACAGGUACCAUGCCACAAGUCUUUUCUACCACGCAAGGUGUAGGUUUUGAUUCUCUAAUGUUAAAGCUGAAAGCUGUUAUAGUUUGAGUAUAGGUACAGAUGAACAAAUUACAGUUGCACCUUUUUUUUCCCAUGGGUUUUAAACUCUUGUAAAUUUUCUUGAUAUAUAUAUUUUUUCUUUUGCAUUCCUCUAGUCAGUGUUUGGUCUGCUGAUGCUUCCCAUGCCAUUCUAAGUAAAACUUAUUCUGCCGCCUCCGUGAAAACCUAAUGAUUUUGCUGGCAACUUAGAUCUAUGGAGCACUUUUAGUUGUGGCUUGACUAUUUAGUUACGCUUUCAUGGUGUCUAAUUUUCUAAGUUUUGCAGGGAAAAGAUCUAUACUGUAAGUGAGAGGUGUUCUGUUUUGUUUUGUUUUCCUUUUUCAUUUCUUUCACGCUAGGCUUUUCCUGGCAGACUGUCCAUUGCAGGCAGUGGACACGACACCACCAGCACUGAGCUAGUAACUCUGUUACACGGUGGGACCUUUCCCGGAGGGGCCGCUCGUCAUUGCCUGAGUAAUGUGGACAGAGGGGUGAUAGCCAUUAUGUGUGUCGAUGAGGAAGCAAGAGUAAACAGGACGGUAUUUUUAGGUUUGUAUUUCACGUCUUUUCCUUCUUUACCUUGUCUUACACUUCUCGAGGAAAUGUAUAGAUAACUAUAGAUAAUGUGUUUCUCCCUCAACUAUCUGGUGCUACUGAAUGACUAAUUUAGUCCCUAAAGUUUUGUGAAAACACAAAAGUCUAAUGACUUAAACCAAGUGAAUAAAAAAACUAAUGGUGCAUUUGAACAAGUGAAUGCUGUAGUUGUGAGCAGACUCCAUGAUGGAACAUGCAGCGGUCAGAGGAGGUUUGGAUUAUUCCAGAAUCUGGCCCCCAAAUCUUUUGGGUCAAAUGUGAACAUUUAAUGGCAUCACGUGAGUAAAGCACACAGACGAUGCUACUCUUGACCACGAUUUCACAGUUCCUUUGUAAGCAGUGUUCAGAUUUUCAUAUUAUUUUUUUCCCAACUGAACCACCAAAGACAGAAAUUUUGUAUGUAUAUAUAGUGUGUGUGCAUAUACAAAAUCAUGAUACGGUAGAAUGAAAUUACUUCCUUUUUCUACCAAAUAGAAAGAUUUGGUUUGCUGUGAAAUAAACAGAAGUUUGGAAAACUCUGUAGUGAUUAAGCAUACUUAAUCAUUCCUUGUUUAGAAGUUGUAGACUCCCUUCUACCUUAUGCAUUCACACCAGUUUGCACAAAUUAAUCUCUGAAAAGAAUAGAAGGUGUGGACGGCAAGCACAGUUCUUGAGACGGAGGUGCUGGAAGGGCUUCCAUUCCGACAGGUGCCUGGGGUUCCAGUGGCGACUGGCCAUAGGCCGGUUCGAAUCUGUGGAGAACUUGGUUCCUUUUUCAGAAGUAUCCUGUAAAGUUAAAAAAAAAAAAAAAUCACACCUUAAAAGCAGCAGUUCUGAAAUUUGAUCAACUUUUAUUUUGUUUAAAUCAAGUAUAAAUCAUAGAAAUUAUUUUAAAAGGUAUUGUUAGAGACUGGAGAAUUUUUAAAACACUAAGCACAGUUAAUCCUAAAAUAAAAAGACUGUUACGGGGACGAUGUUACAUUUCAACCACAGCGAACAUUUUGAUGAUAGGGGUUUUGGAGAAGCCAAGUAAAAACUAUUUCAUGAUGUAUAAUAUGAAGGUCAGUAUUCCAAAAGGACAGCCUUGCAUAUUUAGGAAAGUCCAGAUAAUCUCUGAACUCCCUUGAAAAAUAAAUCUCUGUGGCCACAGAGUGCUUGCCCUUGGUUUUCUUGAUUUUAUGCAGUUAUUUUUAAGGGGAGGAAGAGGGGCCAGAGUAAUAAGAUACUUUUUCUUAAAGACGUCCCUAAGUUACGUAACACUGAGCAGUCACCGAGCACGUCCUCGUGAGCUAAUUAAUAACGCUGAGUGAAUGAGGGUGCCUUCUGGGUUUCUGUUGUCACCUACGCCUCCGCCCUUUCUCUUCCAUCGUGCUUUGAACUCCACGCUGCAGUUACUCCCUCGUAACGGAAUACAACUUUUUAGAUGUUUGCUGCUGCGGUAGGUCAGAAAUUUCAUUAUUUGAUUUGCCAUAAACGCCCUCUGUAAUGUUACGUGCAGCUUAUUUGAAGCAUGACCUCCGAAUUAAGUUUUUAUAAAUCUGACUAGACCAACCUCUAGAUUCUGGUUUAACAACAGAUGUCUGUAGCCUCUCAGCCUCCAUCUUAACAGUGCUUUUGAAGUUUAUACAGAAAGCUUUAAAAGUUAGUUUGUGCCCUUGGUUUUUAUUCUUACAACUGCUAAAAUACCUCUGUAAGCCUUAUCUUUUAUUCUUUCAUACGUUGUAUAAUAAAUGUAUAGAAUUCAUUGACCAACUAAAAUGUUGGGUGUCUGUAAAUGAGACCAAAAUGUGGGUUGCUUUUUUCAUAAAACCAUUUCUCUCGGGGUUACUGUUAAGUGAACAGCAGCUAACCUGUGACUGUGAAUGCUUCGUGUCGUCAGUAUUUGCAUUACCUUCACGAAUGUGUGCAAGUCCUGUGACUCCCAGCUUAACUGAAAUACUGUUAUGCCACCUAACUUGAGUACAGCAAACUGGUUUUAGGUUUUAAUGGAAUUGAUGUAAAAUGAUAUCCCAUAAAUAAAAAGUAUUUGUGUUUGGUUUCAGAA
Vicugna pacos (alpaca) is the source of this 4392-nucleotide messenger RNA. The record is from RefSeq and is a predicted model, not a curated record. NCBI's taxonomy places the organism in Eukaryota, Metazoa, Chordata, Mammalia, Artiodactyla, Camelidae.